This is a messenger RNA of Apis laboriosa (Himalayan honeybee), 3674 nucleotides long. Its product is annotated as elongation of very long chain fatty acids protein AAEL008004-like. Gene Ontology annotation, biological process: very long-chain fatty acid biosynthetic process; fatty acid elongation, saturated fatty acid; fatty acid elongation, polyunsaturated fatty acid. The transcript is spliced from 5 exons. The record is from RefSeq and is a predicted model, not a curated record. Bases 1056 to 1955 code for a protein of 299 amino acids. Gene Ontology annotation, molecular function: fatty acid elongase activity. NCBI's taxonomy places the organism in Eukaryota, Metazoa, Arthropoda, Insecta, Hymenoptera, Apidae. Gene Ontology annotation, cellular component: endoplasmic reticulum membrane.
CCCACAUUUGAUACACAUACAUAUGUAUAUAUAUAUAUAUUUAUAUAUACAUAUACACACAUAUAAAUAUAUAUAUAUAUAUAUACGCGUGUCUUCGCGUGUGAACGCGUGCACACACUCGUAUUCCAUAUUUAUACAGACGUGCGUUUUUAACCCCUUUCGCGCGUAAAAAUAAAUAAAUAAAUAAAUAAAUAACAAGUGUACAUAUAAAUCGUGAAUUGUGGGUACGAGUGUUGAUAGGAAUUGACUGAUUUUUUUUUUUUUUUUUUUUUGCGAAGGGGAGGAAGAUUGUGAGGAUGAUGAGUCGAAGAGGAAGAAGAGGAAGAAGUGAAUGUUUGUAGUAUAUGUGUAAAAAGGGAAGAUCCUGUUGAAGAAGAAUUUUUUAGAAUUUGACAAUUCCAAUAUUUGAGGGGGGAGGGGGGAAAGAGUUGAAAGGUUGGGAAGUUAAAUAUUGAGGAAGAAGGAAGAUUGUGAUUUGUGUCUCUCUCCUAGAGAGGAGAUUGUGAAAAGAGAAUCUAUAUUGAGAGGAAAGUGAGAUUGAAAUCCGUUGGGAGAGAAGGAAAAAGAGGGAAGAGGAAAGAUUGUGAACAAAGGAUUCACUUAGGAGAGGGAAAAUUUGUGAAAAUUUGUGUGAAUAGAGAGAAAGAAAAAUUGUGAACAAGGAAUCUAUUAAGGAGAGAUAACAGAAACAAUCCAGAGAAAAUCUAUUUGUGAACUAGUGUAGAGAAUCCAUUGAAGAAAAAGAGAAGAUAUUGAAGAAAAGCAAAAUAUUGAAUAAUUUCUAAAGGAAAGAAAAAAAAUUGUGAACAAGAGAUCAAAGAGAUAACAGUGUACAGAUAAAGUGCAAAGAAGAAUUAGAAGAGCUUUAUCCAUUUGAAUUUCUAAACGAUUCAAGACAUUGAUCGAUAAAAGAAGGAAUAGGGCUUAAUUUUUUCUUGGAUCUGUCAAGAGAGAAAUUAGAAAUUGAAAUAAUAUUGAGGCCGAUACGCGAAGGUGGAAAGGAUUGCUGGUAUUUUCCUCGAGAAGAACGACGUCGUUUUCGUUGGUGAACAGAAAUGGCGUCGGCGGCAGCGGAGUUGGUGGUGGAGAGGGAAUUGGAAUCGAGAAUCGAGAUGGCGGAUACGAAUCGAACGUUCGUGGGCGCCCAAGGGCUGGUCAAGAUGGCGUUGGACCAGUACACGGAAAUCCUUACAACGGUUUCCGAUCCACGGGUCAGUGACUGGCCCUUGAUGGACUCGCCGAUACCAACAUUUCUCAUCGUCCUUCUCUAUUUGUAUGGAGUGACGAUACUGGGUCCACGCGUGAUGGCGAAUAGGAAACCGUUCAAGCUGAGGGGGACCUUGGUCGCGUAUAAUGCGUUCCAAGUGAUCUUCUCGUUGGGGAUGCUCUACGAGCACUUGAUGUCCGGUUGGUUAUUAGACUACAGUUACAAGUGUCAACCAGUCGAUUACUCUCAUAAUCCGUCCGCGCUACGAAUGGCUAAUUUAUGUUGGUGGUACUUCAUCAGCAAAUUCACGGAAUUCGCUGACACGAUAUUUUUCGUUUUGCGCAAGAAGGAGAGCCAGGUGACAUUUUUGCAUCUGUAUCAUCACUCACUGACUCCUCUGGAGACAUGGAUCUGCGUAAAAUUCAUUCCUGGGGGACAUGGUACUUUGGGAAACCUUAUAAAUAACGCGGUGCAUGUAAUAAUGUACCUUUACUACAUGGUAUCUGCUAUGGGACCGGAAUAUCAAAAAUACUUAUGGUGGAAGAAACAUCUCACUACCGUACAAUUGGUACAAUUCUUUCUGGUGUUCGUACAUAGCACCCAAGCUUUGGUAUUCGAUUGCGGUUAUCCAAAAUUAGUAGCGGCACUUUUACUGCUUCAUUCAACAAUCUUCUUCAUCCUUUUCUCAGAUUUUUAUCGACGAGCGUACAAUAACGACAGAACGAUGAAGGAACUGAAGAACGAUUAAACACGAUGGACAUUAUUAUCCCAAAUUUACCUCCGAUACAUUUCAACACAUCGAUCUUUUGAUCACGCAUAUAUGUUCGAUUAUCACGAAUCGAUUAUAAAAAAAAAUUUCAAAUUUUUGUAAAUUAUUAUUUAAUUAUUAUUAAAAUUUCGUAUCCUCAAAAAAUAUAAAAAAAAAUUUCGUAUUUUUUUGCAAAAGAAUAUAAAUAAAUAUAAUAUAAAUAAUAUAAAAAAAAAUAUAAGAAAAUAUUUAAGAAAGAUCGAUUCAUGAAUUCGACCAUUUGAAAGAUCGAAGUGAUUAUUCGAUCGGAGUAGAGUUUAUAGAUUCCUUCCGUAUGGAAGAAGAUUAUAUAUUUUAUAUAUUAUUUUAUAUCCUCCGCAGGAUAUCUCAGGUCUCGCAAAAAGCUCAGACCAGGGCUUUCAAAGCACUUAUUUUUAAGAAAAUUUUGACCGAUUAUGUAUUCAAGGUUAUCAUUGAAAUUUAUAUUUUUGUUAAAAAGAAUGAAUUAAAGUUUUCACUAAAAACAAUCAAGUUUAAUUCGUUUUAUAAUACAUAUUCAUAUGAAAAAGUAGUAUAUGAAAAUUUAAAAAUAUAUAUAUAUAUAUAAUUCGAUACAUCGAUCGGUCUUACUUAGUCGUUAAUUUACUUUAAUGCACUUUUUACUUAUCGUCGGAUUUAUAAUUAAGAUUUACUGUAAAUAUAUAAUUAGUUUUAGUAAGCAUCACAGUUUUAUUUAAUAUACUACUUGUUUUGAGCUAUUUGUUUUACAAUAAAUAUAUGUACAAAUGAAUUUUUUUAUCUAUCUUUCAGAAGAAAAAGAAAAAGAUUAAUUCGUUUGAAAAAAAAUACUUAAUUUAAUAAACAUUCUAAUGUAUGUAAUUAUAAUGGCUCAUCUCAUGAAUUUUCAAGCUCAAUCUUCUGUUUAAAUUUGUAUGUAUUUAUAUUCUUUUAUUAUAUUUUAUUGUUAUUACUUUUAUUACUUUUUAUAACAUAUUUGUGAGUAUUUAAAGAAACUUCAUGAAUUAUAAGUCACAUUUUUAAAUAUAUAUUCACACUUGCAACAUAUGGAAUAAAUAAAUAAAAAAUAGUAAAAUAGUGAAGUGAUAUAUUUACCUUUAUAUUUAUUUCACAAAUUAUCGCGAAAUUAUUAUAUUUUAAUCUUAUGUAUUUCUGACACAAUACAAUAAAUACUAAAAAUUAUAUAUUGUUGAAUAAAAACAAUUGGCAUUGAAAGGAUAACAUAUUUCAAUAAAGAUAUUGAUAAGGACAAUAUUGACACUUGUACAUUUCUUGAAAAACAUAUAAAUACUGCACAAUGAAGUUUCUUGAAACUACUCAUUAAAAAUUAUCACUUGUUUCAUUUUUUUUAUAAGAAAACGUCGAAACGCUGGAACAUUAAUGAACAACCUCUCUGACAAAUAUCUUUCCUUUAUCCGGAAAUCUGUCGAAUAGAGAUACUUUCUACCUAUUGAUUCUUCCAUAAAUUCAUCCCUUCCAAAGAGAUGACAGAUAUACUCAUCUCGAAUUUACAGGUAAAAAAGACGAAUUUAUCUCUUAACAAUGUGAUUAUUUUUUUUAGGGAUUGAUCAAGCUUCAUUCUAAGUUAUUUAUAUACGUGAUAAAAUAUAAGCGUAAUAAUAUUUUGUAAAUAUGUAAUUCUUUUAUUAUUUUUUUUUUUUUGUAAUAUGAAUAAAUAUUGAAUUACUUGCACAAUGUAAC